This is a messenger RNA of Gymnogyps californianus (California condor), 5276 nucleotides long. RefSeq names its product lysyl oxidase (gene LOX). Gene Ontology annotation, biological process: peptidyl-lysine oxidation. Bases 98 to 1456 code for a protein of 452 amino acids. Gene Ontology annotation, molecular function: protein-lysine 6-oxidase activity; copper ion binding. Lineage: Eukaryota; Metazoa; Chordata; Aves; Accipitriformes; Cathartidae. The record is from RefSeq and is a predicted model, not a curated record. The transcript has 7 exons.
CGCCCCAUCUCGGGCAGGAAGGCGCCCCUCGCUCUCCGCUCGCCCCCCGGUUUCGCCCGUUUCUCUCCCCCGCCGGCACCCAGGAAAAGAGGAGAAGAUGCAUUUCGCGCCGCCGGGGCUCCUGCUCGCCCAGCUCCACGCGUGCAUCUACUGGAGCUGCCUGUGGCCCGCCGGCUGCCAGCAGCCGCCGCCGCGCCGCGACCCCCCGCCGCCCCCCGCCGCCUGGAGGCAGCGGAUCCAGUGGGAGAACAACGGGCAGGUGUACAGCCUGCUCAGCCUCGGCUCCCAGUACCAGCCCCCCCGGCGCAGGCAGGCGGCGGAGGCGGCGGGCAGCCCCAUCCUGCUGCUGCGGAACAACGGCACGCUGCCGCGGAGAGCCGCCGCCCGAGACGCCGCCGCCACCGCCGCCGCGCAGCCCCCGCCCGCCGCCGGCAGCCGGGGGGGCUCCGGCGCACGGCACUGGUUCCAGGCCGGCUACCAGCCUCCCUCCGGGGGUCGCACCGCCGCCGGGCAGCGGAGCCAGGGGGCCGCCACCCCCGCGGCCUCCGGGGCGGCCAGGAGCGCCUCCUCGGGGGCGUCGCGACCCAGCGCCCCCACCAGCCCCGCCGGCGGCACCGGCACCGACGGCAACGGGAGCAGCACCGGGGCCGGCGGCCUGCCGCCCCUCAGCAGCUUCAGACCCGGGCGGGAAGAUGUCAUGGUAGGCGACGACCCCUACAACCCCUACAAGUACACGGACGAUAACCCCUAUUACAACUACUACGACACCUACGAGAGGCCCCGCCAGGGCAGCAGGUACAGGCCUGGCUAUGGGACCGGCUACUUCCAGUAUGGUCUCCCUGACUUAGUCCCGGAUCCCUAUUACAUCCAGGCGUCCACAUAUGUCCAAAGGAUGUCCAUGUAUAACUUGAGAUGUGCAGCCGAGGAGAACUGCCUGGCAAGUUCAGCUUAUCGAGCAGAUGUUAGAGACUAUGACAAUCGGGUGCUCCUGAGAUUCCCCCAAAGAGUGAAAAAUCAAGGCACGUCAGAUUUUCUGCCCAGCAGACCCCGUUACUCAUGGGAGUGGCACAGCUGUCACCAACAUUAUCACAGCAUGGAUGAAUUCAGCCACUAUGACUUGUUGGAUGCAAGCUCACACAGAAAAGUUGCUGAAGGACACAAAGCAAGUUUCUGUCUUGAAGAUACCUCCUGUGAUUAUGGAUAUUAUAGACGGUACGCAUGUACAGCGCAUACGCAGGGACUGAGCCCUGGCUGCUACGACACUUAUAAUGCUGAUAUAGAUUGCCAGUGGAUUGAUAUUACAGAUGUAAAACCUGGAAAUUACAUUCUGAAGGUGAGUGUAAACCCCAGCUACUUGGUGCCUGAGUCCGAUUACUCCAACAAUAUAGUACGCUGCGAUAUACGCUAUACAGGCCACCAUGCGUAUGCCUCUGGCUGUACAAUUUCACCAUACUGAGAAAGAUGCAAGAAAAUGGAUGAGACGGUGCCAAAUGUUUUGAACUGAAGUAUCAUUAUAUAAACUUCAAUAGGAUGUAAACACUAUAGAAGCAAAACUACAGAACAUACACACAUACACCCACACACCUUAUGUGAUUUUGAAGCACUUCAGCUGCUUCUCAACCAAAUCUGUAACUGGAUUUUGAACAUUUAAAUUGGCAUUACUUUUAUUACUAUUGAAACGUGUGGAACUGGUGAUUGAUGCACAGAUACUUUACAUUUUGAAAAUCUAACUCAUUCAUAAAAACAUGAGCAUUCCUUAACUCUGAAAAUUUGGAGUUUAGGUGAUAAUAGACUUCAGUGGGAAUAUUACUGGUGAAUGAGUUGAACACAUUUUAAAAGGUAGCAAAAAUUUAUGUAAAAUGAAUUAAAUAAAAUGCAAUAGAAAGUACUAAUGUCAGCUAUCUCAGAAAAUACCAGAAUGAAAACCAGCUUAAGAGUAAUGCUACAGUACCAUUAAAAUAAAACUUGCUAGGACACGUUGAUAUGAAUGAGAAAAGUAUGUUCAGUUUUCAAGGAAUAUUAACAUAUAGCAGACAAAUACAUAUAUAUAUAUAUAUCAGUUAUACCCCUGCAAGAAAAGUUAUGUUUACAUUUUUAAUACAUUAGAAGUUUUUCCAUUUUCUUAAGUAAAAAACAGAUGGGGUUUUGAAAGAAACCUUUCAUCUGUGGAAACGAAUUAAAGAACUUAUCCACCUUUCUAUGUUCAAGAGAUUUUUCAAGGUGGGGCUUUUAAAAGACUUCUGCAAACUUAAUGUGGAUAAAAAUAAAUACCUGUCAAGAAAAGGGCUCUUGGAGAUGAUGAAGAGUCCCUGAUGUAGUCAUGUGUGAAAAACAUCCAACUUGAACAGGUUAACCAUCAAAAUAAUACAGGCAAUUAACUCAGGUGGCACCACAAACAGAAGUAGGUCAGAAUCUCUAACGAAGUAUUUUUAUCGUGAAAAAGCCUACUACCUGCUUCCCCCUUAAGUACUGUAUUUGACUUUUAAAAUGUAUAUCUCAGUAUUCAAACAAUGAAUUUGAAAAUAUACUAUAUAUAGAGGGAGAACAAAAGUCAACAUAUUUAACAUCCUACUUUAGGCUGUUCAGGAACCAAAUACAACAUUGUUAAGGGGAAAAAAUUCCAGCCCAAAUUAAAGUUUUUGCUGAACUGCUUAACUGGUGCUGGGUACACCACUCCUCCUCCCAUCCCCAAAUUAUUUUGCUUUUGCAGUGCACCCUGCUGUAAGCUACAGUAGCUGUGAUUUUGUUUUUAAACUGUGAAAUAACAUAUCACAAGGGGAUCUGGCGUUUUUUUCAGAAGAUUUCUGAUCAUGUAAAAUGAAGGAUCUACUUUUGAAACAAAGGGACCUAGAAAUAUUGAUUGGUAUUGGUUAAGUUUAAUCAGCAGUUCAAAACACCUAAUUAAACAUGGAAAGCUCAAUCUCUUUUAAAAAAAAAUUGAAAAAUACAUGUGCUAUUCAGUAUAGUUAAAAAAAUGAAAGAUCUGAGGAGUAUGGAGAGGUUUUAUUAUCACUGUUGAGAAUACUUCAGGCAGUAUUUGGAAGUAUUUUAUGCAAUAGAACCCUAUGGAUUUAAUGUGGAAGUUUUAUGAAUAAUCGUAAUACCCUUUAAGGAUCAACUUGUUUUUUACUACGUAUAUUUAAGCUUAUUUCACGAUUAUAAAGUAUUUCCACCUUAAUCAUAUCUUGGUUACAAAUUUGCACAACUAGUAUGUAUGCUUAAAAAGAAUGUAAGAACCAGCAACCCCGUGAUUACUACCGAACAUUGGGAGUGGGUGCAGAAUGAAUACCAUUUAUACCUGCAGGUCCCUUUUUGUUUGCUGAGAGAUCCAUUUUAGCAAUCAGUCACCAGUAUGGGCAACAAACAGAAGCAAAAUUUGGAAACUAGAUUUAUUAGCCAUUUAUUACAUGUGUCUGCAAAAAUGAGGGUCUGUUUAAAGUCUAGGCUUCUGAAAUCUCAGCCCAAAGAGUUUUUAAGAUUAAGAGGUAUUAAGGGCUGCAAGUGCAUUCACCUUUCUAUAGACUUAGGUCACAAUUGGGGUGAAAGUCCUGAUAGCAGCUUGGGCAAUGGACACAAAAGCUACUGUAAUGGAAGCUAGGCUGUGGGCACGGGCUGCUUCCUGGCAAGAGGUUGUGUGCUCGUACCUCGUUGUGCCGGAUGCUGAAUGUGGGAUAAGAGAGCACUAACUGGACACAGAGCAGCCACAGAAACUGAGUUUAUCCCUCGGCUUAUGAGGCAGUAACCUGCUCACAUGUCUAUACCCAAACUACUUGCAGAACUCCACUGAAGUCAGCAAGGAGCCAGAGGACCUUGAGCAUCUGUGUAGGUGGAACAAGUUGUAACACUGGCCAUAGUCCUUUCAGUGGGAACGGCCUGGUUCGGAAAGGUGUUGAACGCCAUAACUUUGAAUAUUGGGGAUAUUGUAGCUACAAAAACGUAGCUUUUUUUUCCGUAGCAAAAUAUUGUAUUUGUUUUGAAAUGUGUGUUAAGCAACAUGACAGUGAUGUACAAUAGCACAAAAAUUGCCUAAGAUAACAUGAACAGUCUAUUUAGAAAAACAAGGGAUUUUAGGAUUAAAAAAAAUGAAGGAAUGUGACUUUAACUUCCCCUGUUUAACUAGUAAUCACAACACAGUAGAAGAGUUUAUUAUAUAGCAUGUGUAGAAGUAGUUCUAAAUAGGGGAGUGCCAACCAGUAUUUUCAGUAUCUUGGCUCUGCAGUUUUGACCCAGACACCUUAACUUACUUUUUUCAUACUGGAAUAUAUUUACGGGAUUACGUGCAUUUUUGUUGAAAAACAUUUACAAAAACUGUUUUGAUAAAAGCUUAUUUUAUACAGCAAAUUAUAUUUUGGAAUCCUUUUUACCAGACAUUGGCCUUAUUCCCAUCAUCUUUGAAAGGCAUCUUGCCAUUGGUCUCAGUGGGAGCAAAAUCAGAUUUAAAUUUUGUGAGAAUUCUAGUAUGAAUUUGCUGUCUUGCAGUCUCAAAUUUCCUUUGAAAACCCAAAUCAUAAAAAUGUGUGUGAAGCAAUUACCUCCCACAUUUCAGAUCUUUAGAUAAAAAUUGCACAUAAGGAACAUAUUGUAUGUCAGGCUCAUUACAGAAGGGGUUUGUUACGUAUUUUUUUUAAUCCUGAAAUACAUUUGGUAUUUGCAUAUUUCUAGACAAAAGUGUAACAAAAAUGACAGAUUGGUCACCAAUGGAACCAACAUAUUGUGCAGAUGAUGUUUUUGUGUUAGUAAAAGUCUACUCAUUUUCUCUCUGCUCCAAAGUUUACUAUGCAGUGUCGAAUGAGUACAAACACCAAACAUACCUUCCUAUAGUCAUUCACACAUUGUUUGUAGUGUACUCAUUCAAAACCAGCAGGGUGAAUUUCAUAAAUGAGACACUGAAAGGUGGUUUAUCCUGUGUCUCACAUUUAUGCCAAUAAGGCAUUUUCAUUUUCUCCAAAUCCUAAAAGGUGCUGAAAGAUUUUAACUUGAAUUAAAACCAAAGAGUAUGUUAUUGGGAGGUUUUUAUUAUGCAACUAAAUGCUACAGAUACAGUGAAAUGCCACUUGUUUUUGCAACUUUUUUGAAGGUUUUUCAUUAUUUCCUUCACUUUUCUUCCAAAGGUCUUAAUUUCAAUAACUUUGCAUCUUUAUCUGAAGAGCUCUAAUUUAUAAUAUUCAGGCACUAGCUUUGUAUUCUUCAUUGCACUUUCAUAUUCUUGUGUUACAUGCCCGUAUUAUGGUUGCAAGUUUAUGUGAAAAUGACUUGAAUAAAAUGUUUCAAGCGUU